Messenger RNA from Sciurus carolinensis (gray squirrel), 835 nucleotides. It is a transcript of the gene Trappc1, whose product is annotated as trafficking protein particle complex subunit 1. The coding region runs from base 146 to 583 and encodes 145 amino acids. NCBI's taxonomy places the organism in Eukaryota, Metazoa, Chordata, Mammalia, Rodentia, Sciuridae. Gene Ontology annotation, biological process: endoplasmic reticulum to Golgi vesicle-mediated transport. Gene Ontology annotation, cellular component: TRAPP complex. The record is from RefSeq and is a predicted model, not a curated record. The transcript is spliced from 4 exons.
GAAGUAGCUGCUCCAAGACGCUCAGAGCAAUUCCGGUGAGUCCGGAGGUGGAGUCCCCACUUGGUUGGAGGGAUCCGCGGCGGAGAAUCCGAGCCUACUGAGUGGGAGCGACCCUGGGACGAGGUUUACAUUCCCUGUCCUGCAGAUGACUGUCCAUAACCUAUACUUAUUUGACCGGAAUGGAGUGUGUCUGCACUACAGCGAGUGGCACCGCAAGAAGCAAGCGGGGAUCCCCAAGGAGGAGGAGUACAAGCUGAUGUACGGGAUGCUAUUCUCUAUCCGUUCGUUUGUCAGCAAGAUGUCCCCGCUAGACAUGAAGGACGGCUUCCUGGCCUUCCAAACUAGCCGUUACAAACUCCAUUACUACGAGACUCCCACUGGUAUCAAAGUUGUCAUGAAUACUGACUUAGGCGUUGGACCCAUUCGGGAUGUGCUACACCACAUCUACAGUGCGCUGUACGUGGAGCUGGUGGUGAAGAAUCCCCUAUGCCCACUGGGCCAAACUGUGCAAAGUGAACUCUUCCGCUCCCGGCUUGACUCUUAUGUGCGCUCCCUGCCGUUCUUCUCUGCCCGAGCGGGCUGAAGCAUGCUACUUAACCCCUCAGGAGAGUCUGAACUGCCUGGGGCCCUUCCUAACUUGAGGCCCCCUCUGUAGGCCACUCCGUUCCUCCAUCUACCUUCCUCCCCAGCAAAAACAUAAAGCCCGACCUCCACCCCAUACCCUCCUCUCCAGAAUGAAGUCCACAGGAGUCCCUGUAUGUCCAUUCCGUCCCUCUCUCCUGUUUUAACCCCAAUAUGACGCCACGAGAAGCACAGAAUAAACUUUGUCACCUUA